Closterium sp. Yama58-4 is the source of this 1755-nucleotide messenger RNA. NCBI's taxonomy places the organism in Eukaryota, Viridiplantae, Streptophyta, Zygnematophyceae, Desmidiales, Closteriaceae. The record is from the annotation of a GenBank genome assembly.
AUGCAGGUUAUUGUGCAACUACUGCGUAGCGUAAACUCGCCGCAUCGAAAAUCGAAUCACACCCGUUCGACCAACCGUGACCCUCCCCUCGCCCUCGCUUUCCUUUCCCUAGGUCCCACGCUUCCGCUCUCUGUCGUCCGCGUCGUCGCCAUCAUUUCCGCAGCUCGUCGCCUUCGCGACCCCAGCCAGUCGCGAACGCUCCGUCCGUCGCGAACGCUCCGCCCGUCGCCUUCACUUCCCCCCCGUCGCCUUCACUUCCCCCCCAUCGCCUUCACUUCCCCCCCGUCGCCUUCACUCCCCGCCCACCGUCGCCUGCUCUUCCCCGUCGCCUUCACCCCCCCCAACCCCGUGGUGACUUCCCACCCCCCGUCGCCUUCACUUUUCCCCCUCCCGUCGUUUUCACUUCCCCCGCCCCAUGGCCUUCAUUUCCCCCACCCCGUCGCCUUCACUUCCCCCCCCCCCGUCGCCUUCUCUUCCCCCAUCCCGUCGCCUUCAACCCCCCCCCACCACGUCGCGACUUCCCACCCCCCGCGCCUUCACUCCCCCCCCCCCCCCCCCCUCCCGUGGCACUCGCUUCCCCCGCCUGUUGCACUUGCUUCACCACCCGUCGCCUUCACUUCCCCUCCCAUUGCCUUUCACUCUCUCCUGCUCAUUCUCUCUUCCCCGCCCGUCGCCUUCUCUACCCCUCCCAUUGCUCGUCUUUAUCCCCUCCAUUCCCCCACCCUACGCUCUCUCUCCUCCCCCACUGCUCACUCUCUCCCCCACUGCUCACUCUCUCCCCCACUGCUCACUCUCUCCCCCACUGCUCACUCUCUCCCCCACUGCUCACUCUCUCCCCCACUGCUCACUCUCUCCCCCACUGCUCACUCUCUCCCCCACUGCUCACUCUCUCCCCCACUGCUCACUCUCUCCCCCACUGCUCAAUCUCUCCCCCGCUGCUCACUCUCUCCCCCGCUGCUCACUCUCUCCCCCACUGCUCACUCCCUCCCCCACUGCUCACUCUCUCCCCCACUGCUCACUCUCUCCCCCACUGCUCACUCUCUCCCCCACUGCUCACUCUCUCCCCCACUGCUCACUCUCUCCCCCACUGCUCACUCUCUCCCCCACUGCUCACUCUCUCCCCCACUGCUCAAUCUCUCCCCCGCUGCUCACUCUCUCCCCCGCUGCUCACUCUCUCCCCCACUGCUCACUCCCUCCCCCACUGCUCACUCCCUCCCCCACUGCUCACUCUCUCCCCCACUGCUCACUCUCUCCCCCACUGCUCACUCUCUCCCCCACUGCUCACUCUCUCCCCCACUGCUCACUCUCUCCCCCACUGCUCACUCUCUCCCCCACUGCUCAAUCUCUCCCCCGCUGCUCACUCUCUCCCCCGCUGCUCACUCUCUCCCCCACUGCUCACUCCCUCCCCCACUGCUCACUCCCUCCCCCACUGCUCACUCUCUCCCCCACUGCUCACUCUCUUCCCCACUGCUCACUCUCUCCCCCACUACUCACUCUCGUUCUCCCUGGACUCACUUAUCUUUCCCCCCUGUUUACUCUCUAUUCCCCUUCGUUCAACCCUUUUUCCCCACAAUCCCUCUCACCUCCCCUGUUCACACCCCUCGUUUCCCCCUGCUUACUGGCUUUCCCCUUUGCUCACCUCCUUCUCCUCCCUGCUCACCCUAUAUCCCUCUUUGCUAUCCCCAUCCUCCCCUCCCCGCAUGUCCCGCGCAUCAUGUGUCCCUCGCGCACUCCGCGCUACCGCAGCGGACUUGA